GUUGGUAAGGGAAUCAUCUGUCAUGACGAGUUGGGAAUGGAUACAAUCGCAGAAGAAUUUGAUGUGGAGAGGCGUAUAACAGUUUUUUUAGUUUAUGUAUAAAAUUACAAAAUUAAAAACAUGUCAUCAGCACAUUUAUCGACAGGCCGUUUAAAUAUAGGAAUUAUACAAGAACAAGCAAGGAAACAAUUACUUUGUUUACUUGAAAAAUGUGAUGGUACAAAGGUAAUUAUAUGGGAUCAGUCGCUUGGUGGACCAAUUGGUCUUGUUGCAAAAUAUAAUCUACUUGAGGAACAUGAUGUUGUUGGGAUAUAUCAAUUAACUGGUGGAAGUCUGACAAUACCAUCAAACAUUGUCAAUAUAAUAUUUAUUACUAGACCUCAAUUAAGUCUUAUGGAUUUAAUUGCUGAAAAUGUCCAUGGAGAAGAAGGAAAAAGACCACGCAAAGAAUUUCAUUUAUUUUUUGUACCAAGGAAAAGUUUUCUGUGUCAAAAAAAACUUCAAAAUCGAGGUGUUUUUGGUAGUUUCACACUUAUAGAAGAAUUAAAAUGUGAUUUAUUUCCUUUCGACAAUGAUCUUCUUUCUAUGGAACUUAGUGGAUCAUUUAAGGAAUUUCAUUUGGAAAAUGAUCCAACCUGUUUAUAUGAAGUAGCACAAGCCAUUCAUGGUUUGCAAAGAUUAUAUGGGAAAAUUCCAAAAGUGACAGGAAGAGGUCCUGCUGCCAGUAAAGUUUGGGAGUUAUUAGAGAGAUUAAAUCGAGAAGAAGAAGAUAGUAAAAUAUCUGUUCAAUCAUCCGCUAUAGAACAUUUAUUAUUAUUGGAUCGAUCUGUAGAUUUACUUUCACCUUUAGUUACUCAGUUAACGUAUGAAGGAUUAAUAGAUGAAAUUUUUGGAAUAAAAUGCAAUUCUGUACAGUUACCUGCAAGAAGAUUUCACGAUUCACAAGAUCCUCCAACAUCAUUGUCUCUUAAUGAAAAAGAACAAAUUAUCUUAAAUUCUGGUGAAGAGUUGUUCGCAAAAAUUAGAGAUAAAAAUUUCAAUGGAGUAGGACCUUUUCUUAGUAAAAAAGCUAGAAUUAUUUCAUCACAGUUUGAUGAAAGACACGGAGAUAAAAGUGUUCAAGAAAUUAAACAAUUUGUAGCACGGUUACCAUAUAUGUUAGCUACUAAGCAAUCACUAGCCAAACAUACAACAAUAGCAGAAAUGAUUAAAGAAGUGACAGAUUCGAGUAGUUUUCUAGAAUCAUUACAAGUUGAACAAGAACUAUUGAACUGUAUUGAUACAGAUAAACCAAAUGCUUACAUAGAAGACAUGAUUGCACAACAACAACCACUUCUUAAAGUCUUAAGAUUGCUUUGUAUACAGUCAUUGACAAACUCUGGACUUAAACCAAAAUUAUUAGAUUAUUACAAAAGAGAAAUAAUACAAUCAUAUGGAUAUCAACAUUUGCCAACUAUAUUAAAUUUAGAAAAAGCUGGAUUAUUAAGACAACAACAAUCUGCGCGUCAGUAUGCAGUUUUACGAAAAGCAUUAAGGCUUACAGUUGAAGAUGAAAGUGAAAUUGAACCAAAAGAUAUUAGUUAUGUUCAUUCUAUAUAUGCACCAUUGAGUGUACGAUUGGCAGAGCAACUCGUGCAACCAAAUGGUUGGCAAGGUUUAAAUGAUGUUAUGGGAUUAUUACCAGGUUCUACUAUUAGUAGUACUCCAUGUAAUGUUUUACCUGGAAGAAAAAAUUCUAUUACCAGUGAAGAUUCUAAUUCUGAACCACCGAAGUUAGUAAUGGUUUUUUUCAUUGGAGGAUGUACAUUUGCAGAAAUUUCUGCUUUAAGAUUUUUGUCUCAGCAAGAUGAUUUAAACGUAGAGUUUGUUAUCUGCACUACAAAACUAAUCAAUGGAAACACAUUCUUAAUGUCAUUAAUGGAGAAUUUAGAAAGUACAUAAUCUAAAUAUUUCUACUUUAUUGAUGAUGUUUAAACAUUUGCUCUAAAAAUAUAUGUACAUCGUUCAAUGUUAUAAGUGCAUUUAGUAAAAAUAAGAGUUUAUUUAUAAACAUAUAUUGUACCUUUAUAAAAAAAGGUAACACAAUUUGAAAAAUUUUCUAAACUUAAUUAUAUAUUAUAAAAGUAAUGUCAAGUACACAAAAUUGAAGUUAUAUAAUAUGUUUGUAAGUGUAAUUUCAUUUGCUUAUUAUCAUUAUUUUUACAAUAU
Molecule: messenger RNA, 2208 nt
Organism: Megachile rotundata (alfalfa leafcutting bee)
Lineage: Eukaryota; Metazoa; Arthropoda; Insecta; Hymenoptera; Megachilidae
Gene: car
Product: vacuolar protein sorting-associated protein 33A
Biological process (GO): vesicle-mediated transport
Source: RefSeq, a predicted model, not a curated record